AUGGCCACAGCGAAGGCCAUGGUUGGACAGAUUCCGGGCUUAUUGUCUGUUGACGCGGGCAAGGCAAUGGAGAUUACCAGGUCAUUUAAUCAGGGAUAUGAAUGGGGACUCAUCCUGACGUUCGAGAGUCCGGAUGUCAUGCCUCCGUACCUUGAGCAUCCGGCUCACAAACCGUUUGUGAUCUCCGGAUUUCUGAUCCUGCAAUGUGAAAUAUGA
Cladophialophora bantiana CBS 173.52 is the source of this 216-nucleotide messenger RNA. RefSeq lists its product as uncharacterized. The transcript has a single exon. The record is from RefSeq and is a predicted model, not a curated record. Bases 1 to 216 code for a protein of 71 amino acids. NCBI's taxonomy places the organism in Eukaryota, Fungi, Ascomycota, Eurotiomycetes, Chaetothyriales, Herpotrichiellaceae.